AAGUUCCUGAGAUCUUUGGGAAUCGAUUUUUUUUUUUUGAAAAUAAACAAAAACGUUUUACUUAGAAAGUUUCAAAGUAUUCAUUUUUUUUUUCUGUGUGUGUGUUCCCUUAUUUGAUCUCUCUGUAAAUGAGCUAAAUCGUUAAUGGCUGCCAUGUUCAAGAAACCAUGGCCGUUUCCUCAAAACUUAACCCUAACUUUCUUCUUCCUCUUCAUCGUUUUACCUCUCCCUUCGUUUUCUCAAUCCGAUUCUCCUCAAAAUAUCGAAACUUUCUUCCCAAUUCCACUACCCUCCCCUGUUUCACCACCGCGUAUCUCACCGUCGUCAAACCCAUCUCCGCCGUCGAAUAACUCGUCAUCUUCCGAUAGAGGAACAAUCACGAAAGCUGUCCUUAUAACAGCAGCAAGCACUAUAGUUGUAGCAGCAGUUUUCUUCUUCUGCCUUCAGAAAUGCGUCGUCGCGAGGCGGAGACGAAGAGACAGAGUCGGACCAGUCAGCGUCGAAAGCAACUUACCUCCGUAUCCUCCUCAUCCUCAGACUGCUGCGGCGGUGGCGACGAGUACGACUUUGGCUAGAGAAGGUUUCACGCGGUUUGGUGGUGUGAAAGGUUUGAUCCUUGAUGAGAACGGUCUCGAUGUGUUGUAUUGGAGAAAGCUACAGAGUCAGAGAGAGAGAAGUGGGAGUUUCAAGAAACAGAUCAUCGCCGGAGAAGAAGACGAGAAAGAGGUGAUUUAUUACAAGAACAAGAAAAAAACAGAGCCCAUCACUGAGAUUCCUCUUCUUAGAGGAAGAUCAUCGACUUCUCACAGUGUAAUCCAUAACGACGAUCAUCAGACGCUUCCACCGCCAAUCUCGGUGAAACAGAGUGCAUCAGUACCACCACCGCCACCGCCAAUUCCGGUGAAACAGAGUGCAUCAGUACCACCACCGCCAAUUCCGGUGAAACAGAGUGCAUCAGUACCACCACCGCCACCUCCUCCGAUAAAGAAGGGUUCGUCACCAACGCCACCGCCACCUCCGCCGGUGAGAAAGGUUGGAGCUUUAUCAUCAUCAGCUUCGAAACCACCGCCUGCGCCGGUUAAAGGAUCAAGUGGAGGAGAGGGUUCGAAACAGGUAAAGCUGAAGCCUUUACAUUGGGAUAAAGUAAACCCUGAUUCUGAUCAUUCAAUGGUUUGGGACAAAAUCGAUCGUGGCUCAUUCAGUUUUGAUGGCGAUUUAAUGGAAGCUCUGUUCGGAUACGUUGCCGUGGGGAAGAAAUCUCCAGAAUACGGCGAUGAUAAAAACCCUAAAUCAUCACAAAUCUUCAUACUUGAUCCGAGAAAGUCCCAAAACACAGCGAUUGUGCUCAAAUCUUUAGGUAUGACACGUGAAGAGCUUGUUGAAGCACUCAUGGAAGGAAACGAUUUCGUGCCAGACACACUUGAGAGGUUAGCUAGAAUAGCUCCGACGAAAGAAGAACAAUCAGCUAUUCUUGAAUUUGAUGGCGACACGGCAAAACUUGCUGAUGCGGAAACGUUUCUGUUUCAUCUUCUUAAAUCCGUGCCAACCGCGUUUACUAGGCUAAACGCGUUUCUCUUCAGAGCUAAUUACUACCCUGAGAUGGCUCAUCAUGAUAAAUGUCUAGAAACGUUGGAUUUAGCUUGUAAAGAGCUAAGAUCUCGUGGCUUGUUUGUGAAGCUUUUGGAGGCAAUACUUAAAGCUGGUAACAGAAUGAACGCGGGUACCGCGAGAGGAAACGCUCAAGCGUUUAAUCUUACCGCGCUUUUGAAGCUUUCGGAUGUUAAAAGUGUUGAUGGGAAGACUACUCUGCUUAACUUUGUGGUGGAGGAAGUGGUUAGAGCGGAAGGAAAACGUUGCGUUUUGAAUAGAAGAAGCCAUAGCUUAAGUCGAAGCGGUAGUAGUAACAGCAAUGGCAGUAACAGUCCUCAGGUUAUGUCCAAAGAAGAGCAAGAGAAAGAGUACUUGAAGCUUGGUUUACCAAUAGUUGGAGGACUGAGCUCUGAGUUUGCAAAUGUGAAGAAGGCUGCUAGUGUAGACUAUGACACGGUUGUUGCAACUUGUUUGGCUCUUACGGUUAGAGCGAAAGACGCGAGAACGGUGAUUGCAGAAUGUGAUGAAGAUGGAGAAGGAGGCAGGUUUGUGAAGAAGAUGAUGGUGUUUCUUGAUUCAGUAGAGGGAGAAGUGAAGACUGCCAAAAACGAAGAGAGGAAAGUAAUGGAGCUAGUGAAGCGUACAACGGAUUAUUAUCAAGCAGGAGCUAUAACAAAGGGGAAGAGUCCUCUUCAUCUAUUUGUUAUUGUGAGAGAUUUUCUUGCCAUGGUUGAUAAAUCAUGCUUAGAGAUUAUGCGGAAUAUGCAGAGGAGGAAGAUUGGUAGUUCGGUAUCGCCUUCUUCGCAGCGGAAUGCGGUGAAAUUCCCGGUUUUGCCUCCGAAUUUCAUGUCGGACAGAGGUAGGAGUGAUUCGGAUUCCGACAUGUGAGAGUCUAGAUUUGUUGUUAUUUGUAAAUACUAGAAUCUUUUUGAGUAUUGAUUAUCAUUGAAAGGUAUUGAAUUGUUGGUAGAUUUGACAGUCCAAAGCAUUGGACUUGAGUAUAAUUUUGCUUGAAGUUGUUUACAUGUUAAUGAACAUGUCUUCUUUAGCUGAA
Capsella rubella is the source of this 2644-nucleotide messenger RNA. RefSeq names its product formin-like protein 8. Bases 145 to 2478 code for a protein of 777 amino acids. Gene Ontology annotation, biological process: actin nucleation; actin cytoskeleton organization. Gene Ontology annotation, molecular function: actin filament binding. The record is from RefSeq and is a predicted model, not a curated record. The transcript is spliced from 2 exons. Lineage: Eukaryota; Viridiplantae; Streptophyta; Magnoliopsida; Brassicales; Brassicaceae.